Exophiala oligosperma is the source of this 2307-nucleotide messenger RNA. RefSeq lists its product as uncharacterized. Lineage: Eukaryota; Fungi; Ascomycota; Eurotiomycetes; Chaetothyriales; Herpotrichiellaceae. The transcript is spliced from 2 exons. The coding region runs from base 235 to 2199 and encodes 654 amino acids. The record is from RefSeq and is a predicted model, not a curated record.
GUAGAUUGUGGAUGGCAUUUGAUAUGGCGACGCCCAUGUCUCUGGCACAUUCAUGGCAGAGAACAUCUGCCAAAUUCCUCAUUCCGAGAGACCGAUGUUUCGACCCUCGGGACUUUGCUAACAUCAGCAAGCGCUAACAGAGUCUGCUCCUUCAGAUUUACUGAUUAAUAAUCCUCCUCGUUCUUCUCUAGAUACUCGCCCGCAAAUACUCAUCAUCCCACUGAAAAAUCGCCGAUGGAGAACGAGCCCAGCGCUCAAAGUCAGGGGUACAAGACUAUGCGUGAACGGCAGAAGAAAAGCCCAACCUUUCUAUGGGUGAACAAGGACGAGGCUUCGCUUUCGUUAUCAUCGAGCGACCGCCGGGAAACACAACGUAUAUUCUCCUUCGUUCAACGUCAAAGAUCCGAUGCGAAAAGCGAAGUUUUGAAAGGGAGCCGUGUAUCGCGGCACGAUCCUACAUUAAUUCGCCGUCCUCGACCCUUGCACAUUAGGCCCUCUCGCCAUCCGACCAACACAUCGACUGCAAAUAGAUCUCCCUCACAGCCUGAGGUUGACGAUGGGGUCAAAACCCCAGUCCAGGAGUCCUCGCGCGAACACCCUCAGACAUCUAAGCGGGUCAAUGAUUUCAUCAGACGACAUCGGUACAGGAUCGAAGUUGUGUCGAAGCACAACUGGCUUCCAGGGUCCGGAGUCGAUCCUUUUUCUGCCACGCCUUUUCCAAUAACACGCCAUGUCGAAGCCCUGAUCAAAUAUUACUGGAUUUUUGCCAUGACUGGCGCCCACAACGACAAAACCGAAAUUCUCCCUCCUCGCCUCCAGCCUGUCAACCGAUAUACAACCGUCCGAGACAAUGCACUCCAAGGUGCUAUGCAGUCGAGGAUUAGAUUCGUUAGCAUCAUGGUGAUCAUGGCUGCGAGGAUGGUGCACAUCUCAAGGAUACCGACGAUUGGGUCUCCUCCGCCAGAGUACUACUUGCAAAUGACGUUACACGAAGUCCGGGGUAGAAUGAUGGAAUGUCAAGAUCAAGGCAUCUCAGACGAUGCAAGCCUUCUCCGUGCUGUACAGUGCCUUGCACUGGCAGAGUACAUCUGUCAACGCUACGACGCUGCCAACGUGCACCUACAAGCGGCCAAGAAGCUUCUGCCGAUGAAACCUUCCGGACACCCGUCUGAUGCUUUUACACGAGAGGGAAUCGUGAACAUUGACAAUUUGGUAUGCAUUGAAACAGGAAGGUUGCCGAUUUUUCCUGUUCUGUACGAUCCUGGUCCACUGGAUGAAGCCAGAAUGACCGCCAUCAGAGAGGACGUCAUGAAUCAUUCACGAUACAGAGUGGGAGCUAAUAUACCGUUCCCUUUCGGUAGCGAUAUCCCAGAUGCGACGAGACCGAGCAGUGCUUUCGUCUCUCACGAGGUGGAUAUUCUAGUGGACGCACCUAUGAUCCUUGACUGGGAUUUGGGGUCGGGAUUCGAACGAGCUCUGGCUGCAGGCGCAAUCCCACCGUUAAUGACCCCGAUUGUUCGAGACCUCCUUGAUGUACUUACUGUGGCGAAAUAUGUCUGGCGCACACCUGACGCCAGAAAAGAGGAUGCAGACUGGAUGUGCAAACGUGCACGAGCAUUCGUUCAUCAUUUGCUUCUUCUACCUGCCAACCCAGAUUUUGUCGAGAACACCAUCAAAUCGAGGAAGGCGGAGGCGCUCAGGAUUGCAGUCCUACUUAUGCUCAUCCGCUGUACAAAUCGGGUAUCUUUUCGGUCCGCAACGCCAAACAUGCGUCUCCUCCAGUGCGCAUUGUACGGCAUUGACAUGAAUUGGUCCAAUGACGUUUUUCGCCUUGACCAGACGAACCUGCCGAAAGACAGCAAGGACUCGUCUCCCUCGCCUUCAGUCUCGCCAGCGUCAUGCAGCAGCAGGACGUCAAGUCCUCUCCUCGGCCCCUUUGGGCCAGCUCUGCGUAGUGUCCAGACGAGACAGUACGACGAGAAUGAACUUCUCCUGUGGAUUCUCUUGACGGGGCACUUCACUGCACAGGGAGAGCCCGAGGAGGCGUGGUUCCUCGAGCGAGCCUCGUACGUUGCUCAACACCACCUUCGCAUUGAUACUUACGACGGACUGCACGAGUUCAUGGGCCGGUACUUUUAUUCAAAGACACAACAGAAACAUAGUCUCGAUGUUGUGGCGUUACACCUGUCGUUGUUAUGACAGUACAUGUUGGGACGACCUUUUGGUUAUUUGCUAGUUGUCAGGAGACGCCGGGCAACAUUUGUGACGAGAGAUGAAUGUAAUGGUGAUUGAUACCCAGUAAUCCAA